Molecule: messenger RNA, 3056 nt
Organism: Epinephelus fuscoguttatus (brown-marbled grouper)
Lineage: Eukaryota; Metazoa; Chordata; Actinopteri; Perciformes; Serranidae
Product: killer cell lectin-like receptor subfamily F member 2
Exons: 7
Coding region: 166-1026 (286 amino acids)
Source: RefSeq, a predicted model, not a curated record
UAGACAUGUCAUAAUGCAAACUCAGUGGCUGCAGUUAGUAAACUGUCAGGGGGAAGAGGAACCUCUUGUUGGUUCUCCGUGAGGUGGUGCUGUAAAAUUUUGUUCAAUCACUCACACACUCAUUCUUUGCACUGAAGCAAGUACGGCAAUCUGUUAAUUUUAGGGAUGGAGGAAGAAAUCUGUUAUUCUACGGUUGUUUUUAAAAAUGCUGAUACAGCUCCCAAAGAGAAAAAAGAGGACCCAACAAUUUAUUCCGAGGUGAAACCUAAAGUGACAGCUGCUACUGUACCAACUUUCUCCUCAGAAGCAGAUGGUGAAGCAGCUGCAUGCUCUCACUUUUGUGUGUUGGCGGUGUGUUUGGGGAUACUCUGCGUCCUCCUGGUGGCGGGCAUCAGUGCCAUCAUCUACAUCAGUGUGGUAAUGAACAAACAGAAAGUCAACCUCAGCGAACUCAAGGCCCAAAAUCAGCAGCUGAACACGGAGCGGAGCAUCUUACAGAGAGAGACAGAGGAGCUGAGCAGAGUCACAGACAAUUUCAGCUGGACGCUGGGAGUCAUCCUGAAGUUUGACACCUUUCCAGUAAGCGAAUACUGCCCAAAUAAAAAGUGUCAGCCGUGUCGGAAAGACUGGAUUCUGUUUCAGGAAAAGUGCUACCUGUUUUACGAUAAAAAGUCUCCAUGGAAGACAUGGCAAGAGAGCCGAGAGUACUGCCAGAAGACAGCUGCAGACCUGGUUGUAGUUGACAGUCUCGCUGAGCAGAAAUUCAUCAGUACUCAAAUCAAGUACUACUACGACAAGUUUCAUGGAUACUGGAUCGGGUUAUAUGAAAACAAAGACAAAAACUGGGUCUGGCUUGAUGGACGUAACGACACUCUACGGUUCUGGAUGCUGGAGCAACUUGGUACCCCUGGUCCAUGCGCACUGAUGAUCCCCAGGAGCAGUGAUACAGCCAACUGGGACCCAGCGGAGAGUAUAAUGCAAAACAAAUUCAUCUGUGAGAGCGACGUUCUGAUAAGGUCUAAUUAGCAUUACCAACAUAUUCUUUCUCCUCGUGUUGCAUCCAAAACUACAUCUCAGUUUAAAAGAUAUCAAUAUAAAGCAAUAACAGGCUAUAUUAACAAAGAUUUUUAAAUAGCUUGAAGACUAUGUUAUGUUAUGUUAUGUUAUGUUAUUGUGUCUUCUUGAAAUUUGUCAGAUGUCUUUUUGAAUAAAUGUCCAGUUUGCCUGAAGGUGUGAAAGGUGAAGACCUAACAAAUGAUGACAAAUCAGACUAUAUCUUCUACAGUUGUUAGUAUUCACUCUCACAUGAGCAGCCAAAGUCUGUAAAAACUAAUGAUUUCUAGAGUUUAGGAGUCACAGAAUAUACACAAAAAGCCCAGCCCAGCUGAUUCACUGUGGGCAAUUUAAUCAUCUAUCAGUGUAAUCAAAUUUAAAUGACGGCAGCUAGACAUAAGUGACUUUUAAUGGGAAGAUAAUGUGCAUUAUAUUCAAAUAUCACUGUAAUUCAGUGUAGUAUUACUGACUUAAAAGAAUAUAAGUCAAAGAAACUUUUACAUUCUGGUAAAUUAUCCAUUAAUUAUCCUGAUGGUACUCCUCUUGAGGAAAUAGAUCAAUUCAAAUAUCUUGGUGUCUGGCUUGAUUCUCAACUUACCUUUAAAGUACAUAUUGACUCAGUUAUUAAGAAAAUAAACUGCAGCUUGGGUUUACUGUAUCGCUCAAUAAACUGCUUCACUCUACAGAUUAGGAAAAAGAUUGUUACACAGCUUAUUCUCCCUAUACUCGAUUAUGCAGAUAUUGUAUAUCAGAACACUUCAGAAACCAACUUAUUCUCUAUUAGAGUCACUUACAACAACCUUUGCAGAUUUAGUGUAAGAUGUCCGUUCAGAACUCAUCAUUGCACUAUGUAUCAUUCUCUAAAUUGGUUAACACCUGAGUCCAGAAGACAGUUUCAUUGGCUGCAGUUUAUUUUCAAAUGUAUUUAUUAUAAUUACCCCCCGUACUUAAAACAAUAUUUGAUCCCAUAUAGCUCACAGCAUUAUUUACGCCAUACUGACAGCUGUUUUUUCUUUGUUCCGAGAAUCCAGAAGGAAAUUGGCUGAUUUUCCUCUCAAUUUAAAGCUCCGUCAGACUGGAAUACUUUGCCUAAUUUUUUAAAAUCUAUCACCUCUCUUCAUCUCUUCAAGAAAUCCCUCUUUAUUCAUUUACAAAAACCCUGUUUAUGUUUCUGACAUGAAAUAUUGAUAAAUAUCUGUGGUGAACUGUGGAAAAUGACAUCUUCCUGACAAUAAAUGUACUGUAUAUGAUGAUGGGUAUAUAAUAUGAUGGAUAUAAUACCAUUCAUUAUUAAUCUAGAUGGACUGAAUCUAGAUGGGGACAGGGAACGGUUGGGCCAAGAAAGUAUUGUGUGGAUGUUAUUGUCUUGUAAUGUACUGUUUUGUUGUAUUGUUCUGUUUGAUUCCUGUAUGUCUUGUAAUGUAAUGUAAUGCUGUUGCAAUGUUUUGUCUUGUUUUGUCUGUAUACAUGUUAAGGACUCCCUCAAAAACAAGAUGAUUCAUCUUAAGAGACUAUCUUUAAGUAAUUAAAAUAAAAUAGAACAGGUGACAUGUUUCUUACAAUGAUCCAAAAUCUUAAAUCCUUUCAGCAACAUUUACACCAAACAUUUGCAAACUGAUGCAACAAAGUUCCUGUGGCCGUCUUGCUGCAUGUUGUAGCCUCAGUUUCUGGUGUUACAUAAAGAGCAACAUGUCAAAAUAUGUUGUGUAAAAAGAGUUCCUAUUCAGCAUGAAUGUUUAAGCUCCUCAACCUUUGUUUCACCUCAGUUAUAGUCUUGUGUUUUAUAUAUCGUUGUAUAUUGGUUAUAAUAGUUUGUUUAAUCACCUCUGUUGUAUCACAGUCUGACAAUCACACUUUUUUUUCAUACGAAUCUUCAUAUCUCAGCUUUUUCUUCAUUCACUUGUCAUUAUUACAAUUUUUAUCUUUAUUGUUAUUUAACUUUUCUUUUAUUAUUUUUGUCCCGUCAUUUUAUUUCAUGUGAAAUAAAGAAGACAAUAAAAGGA